AUGUCAGAGUGCAAGGGAGAGGACGUUACGAGAGACAACGAUCAUGAUCGCACGAAGAGAAACGAAGAUGACGACGAGGUGAAGAUAACAGGAAGCGAGAAGCGUUGCAAACUCCUCCUUUCCAUGUGGCGGAAGGUUAAAAUCAAGACCGAAGUACUCGACGAGAUCGAGAACUUCUCGGCGAACGACGAACUGGACAUCGAAGCUCCACGAGAAAUUGAAACAAGCGACAGAGUGAAGAAAUCUCGGGAUCUUAGCUAUCUAUGCGAGAGAAACAGAGAGGAGAGAAGAAGGAACUUGCCCUCGAUUAAGAAGGAAAUUACGCCGGACGAGUACGUCGAUUUCGAAGAAUACGUAGAAGCAUUGACGACAGGAAGGAAGUACAUAUGCAGCAUUUGUAGGAUAGAGUUCCCCGACGAGGCACAGUUCAAUAUGCACAUGAUAAGCCACAGCCAUGGGAAACUGUUCCAGUGUGGACUUUGCGCGAAGCAGUUCUCAUGGUACGUACGCUCUGUUCUCUUCCCACCAUAAAAACGCCCGUGGAACAAGAUCGACACCAGCAAAACGUGAUCAAUUACCGCGGGGACUCGAUUCGAAUUCCAGCAGAGGGACCAGCUGAAGAGGCAUCAGGCCGCGGUUCACUCGAACCGCAGGUCGUUCGAAUGCGCCGUCUGCAAGAAGAAGCUACUUCAUCGGCAGUCGUUGCGCGAUCACAAGCUGAUGCACACCAACGUGAAGCCGUUCGAGUGCUCGAUCUGCAAGAAGAGGUUCCUACGGCCGAGUAG
Heterotrigona itama is the source of this 785-nucleotide messenger RNA. Lineage: Eukaryota; Metazoa; Arthropoda; Insecta; Hymenoptera; Apidae. The record is from the annotation of a GenBank genome assembly.